CCUGACAGACGUCAGCACGAAAAAGAUAACAAAGCUGACAGCUCAACAUUGAAACGUUUACAUUUUUCUACGCUCCCUACCGAACACUUUCCGAAAAUGUUUCCCAAAGGGUUGACGUGUAGCGGCUCCGCGGCUUCUCUGCUACUGAUAGGGCUACUGAUUGGCCUCGGCGCCAAUUUGGACCGCGUAAGCGGCGACGUGGGACUGGUGCACCGGCGCUUCGAGUACAAAUAUUCCUUCAAACCACCUUACCUAGCACAGAAGGAUGGCACGGUCCCGUUCUGGGAGUACGGUGGUCAUGCAAUUGCCAGCUCAGAAAACGUGCGCAUUGCACCGUCCUUGCGCAGCCAGAAGGGAGCCAUUUGGACGAAGCAAAAGACGAACUUUGACUGGUGGGAGGUGGAAAUCGUCUUUCGGGUAUCCGGUCGAGGACGAAUCGGUGCAGACGGUUUGGCCUUCUGGUACACGUCCGAGAAGGGUAGCUAUUUGGGCGACGUGUUCGGUUCAUCCGACCGUUGGGUCGGUCUUGGUAUCUUCUUCGACUCGUUCGACAAUGAUAACAAACACAACAAUCCAUACAUUUCGGCCGUCUUGAACGAUGGUACGCGAAUGUUUGACCAUCAAAACGAUGGUUCAACGCAGCUUUUAUCGGGCUGUUUGCGAGAUUUCCGUAACAAACCGUUCCCGACCCGUGCAAAGAUUGAGUACUACAACAACAUACUAACGGUUCUGUUCCACAACGGCAUGACCAACAACGAUCAGAACUACGAAAUGUGCUUCCGCGCAGAGAAUGUUGUACUGCCGAAGGCCGGUUACUUUGGUCUAUCGGCGGCAACCGGUGGGCUUGCCGAUGAUCACGAUGUGUUCCACUUCCUGACCACGUCGCUGCACAUCCCGGGCCAGUUUAAGGAGGAACCCGCACCGGGUGAAGAUUCGGCUAAGUUAACGCAAGAGUAUCAGGACUACCAGAAGAAGCUCGAGCUGCAAAAGGAAGAAUAUCGCAAGGAGCAUCCGGAUGAACAAAAGGACGAUCUGGACAGUCUGUUUGAGGACUUCAAUGAGCGCGAGCUGCGACAAAUCUGGGAAGCGCAAACCAACACAUUUGAACAGUUGCGUACACUUAGCUCUAAGAUGGAUGAAGUGAUAGGCCGCCAGGAGCGUACGCUGAGUUUGCUCUCCGUAUCGGCACAGGCCGGUGGAGCGGCAGGCGGUGCACCACCGCCACAGAUUGCUGUUGGUGUUGGUGGUGGUGCGGCCGGCGGCAGUACGAUUAUGCGUCACGAGGUAGACGCACUGCUACAGAAUCAGAAUGUGAUGGUGCAAACGGUACGUGAAAUCCGUUCCAUCAUCGGCGAGGUACACGCACGUACGGAUAGCAUACUCAACAAUCAGGCACGAGCGCCAACGGCACAGGUGCAGGCCGGCGGAUACGAUGUGCAGAGCUUGAUGAAUGAAAUGCGCGACGGUAUGAACCAGGUCCGCCAAGGUGUGGCGGGAGUGGCCCAAAGGCUACAAUCGGGACCGCAGGCGGAAGGGCUCGCACAGUGUCCAACACAAAACUGUCUCAGCUUGACGGCAUUCCUGGUGGCGAUAGUGGUGCAGCUGUUGGUGAUGCUAGGUUACAGUAUGUACAGAGAUAGCCGGGAGGCUCAGGCGAAAAAGUUUUAUUAGCUAGCAAAAUAACUUAUUGAUCGUUGAUCGCGGUGGGUUGCUUUUUUUUUCGAGCGACAAAGAUCAAGCAAAAAGUAAAAGAAAAUGAAUGCAAAACAACAAACAACAAACCUGGCAGCAAACAGUUACGACCAUCGUGCGAUAUAGUGCAACAUACGUGUACCGUGACCACCGUUCUUUUUUUUGAUAUUGUUUUUGAUCGUCAUCCAUAAUUAUGUUGAAUGCUUUUUUUUCCUUUCGUGGUAACGAAUUACAAACACAUUCUACAUGCUGCAUCUCAAUUUGUUAUUGUUUUGUUAUUGGGAUGAAUUAAGAUUCCUUUUUACGGUGUAACAAAAUAGGUCUUGCGUGAAGAUAUUUUUGAAUGUUUUUCCACUUGCAUGACGAAAGUGCAUUUAACAAUAGGAGCUGCAAAAUAAUAGGUCAUACAAUAGAAUAGAAGUUUUGUUUUGUUUGAUGGCCAAACUUUGUUCCCUUUUGAUAGAAUUAUUAACUCUGUUUGAGGAGAAAGAUACACAAUUCCUUUAAAGAAUGAACGGUGAAUAACUCUUGUUUUGAUUGCUUAAAAGUGUUAACCAUUAGUUUGCAACACAGGUCAGGCCAAAAGGUGUCCAUCUCUUCCGCUAUCCUGGACACAUUAAACGGCUCAAAAGUUAACACAGAUGUUUACACGGAUGUACUUCUAACAUUCUACUUAAAGGUCACAUAGUCAGCCCACCAGGGAAAGAUGGGUAGAAAGAUUAAUCGACAAAAGAAAAAAAGAAGGAAAAAAUGAAACAAAACCUAGCUAAUUGCGUACUGGGUCGUUCUGGCGAUAAUUCGAGCGUUUGUGCGUACCAUCAUAUUCAUGAUCUUUGAGUUUCCCAUGUUAUUCUGCUGUGUUUAGUGUAGUAUCGAUUUUUUUUUGUCUUGUCAUCCAUAUACAAACGAAUGAAAAUGGAAAAUAAACAGUCUGCUACGAUUUACAAUGUACAA
Molecule: messenger RNA, 2646 nt
Organism: Anopheles funestus (African malaria mosquito)
Lineage: Eukaryota; Metazoa; Arthropoda; Insecta; Diptera; Culicidae
Gene: ergic53
Product: protein ERGIC-53
Exons: 6
Coding region: 97-1671 (524 amino acids)
Biological process (GO): Golgi organization; endoplasmic reticulum organization; endoplasmic reticulum to Golgi vesicle-mediated transport
Cellular component (GO): endoplasmic reticulum membrane; endoplasmic reticulum-Golgi intermediate compartment; Golgi membrane
Molecular function (GO): D-mannose binding
Source: RefSeq, a predicted model, not a curated record